GUAGUUAAGAUGCUCUCCCUGUGCUGUGUCUCCGCUGUGAUGGCUAUUUUCCUCCAGCCUGCCUUCUCCAUUACCUACAACUGUUCUGAUCUGUACAAGAGGCUCCCAGACAACAACGACUUGACAGUGGACUGCGGGGCCAGCAUGAUCAACCUGAAGGUGAACCUGUGUACGGCUCAGUGGGCAGGCUUCGACCCCUCCGGUCUGGCUCUGAAUGGAGAGCACAACAAGAGCCAGUGCCAGGGCUUGAUUGACACCAGCGUGGAUCCGCCUGUCAUACGCUACCAGCUGCCUGUCAAUCACAGCCAGGCGAACCCCUGUCGACAGUCACUGCAGAUCUUGGACGAGGCCCCGGAUGCCUCUGGUCCUUUCAACUUUUUCUCCAGCAUCCAGUCGGUCAUCAUCACAGGUUACCUUAACACCCCCAAGUCCUCUGUGGGGAUCAUCAGUUACACCACGGACCUCUACUAUCACUUCUCCUGCCGCUACCCGUUGGAGUACCUUCUCAACAACACACAGAUUGUAGCGUCGUCAGUCUCAGUGGCCACCAGUGACAACAAUGGCACGUUCAUCAACACCUUGAGUAUGAGUGUUUUUAAUGGCACUGAUUAUGGUUACCCAUUGGUGGUACCACCAACAGGACUUGAAUUGCGUUCCAAGGUUUAUGUGGAGGUCAAGGCCACCAACCUCACUGGGAAUUUUAAUCUUUUACUUGACCACUGCUUUGCAACCCCAUCAGCGUACAACAUGUCAAACAAUGAGAAGCACGACUUCUUCACAGGAUGCACUGUUGAUUCACGCUCAUCAGUCACACAGAAUGGGAUUUCCAAGAAUUCCCGAUUCUCCUUUGAGGCAUUUCGCUUUGUGACACACAAUAACCUGGAAAAGUCCAGUAUCUUCCUGCACUGCAUCCUUCGACUGUGUGAGCCCAGCAAGUGUCAGAAACUGGUUGAUGCUUGCAAUAGCAGGAGAAAGAGAUCACUGGAGCCUUUUGGAUCCGAGUCAGCAGAAUCAGCCACUGUUUCUGUGGGACCACUCUAUACUAGCAGAGAUGAGGAAAGACCUGCUGCGUUGGCAUAUAGCAGCGGAGGGGUACAGUCAAGAGGUGACAGGGUUAAUAUCACAGGGCUGGUGGUAGGGAUCCUCUUUGGCACUGCAGCCAUAGCCCUGCUUGUCCUUGGCAGCUGGUUUGUCCUCAAGAAGUUCUACUGGGCAGGCGGUCUGUCCCACUCCUUUGACUGA
Messenger RNA from Oncorhynchus masou masou (cherry salmon), 1242 nucleotides. RefSeq names its product zona pellucida-like domain-containing protein 1. Lineage: Eukaryota; Metazoa; Chordata; Actinopteri; Salmoniformes; Salmonidae. Bases 10 to 1242 code for a protein of 410 amino acids. The transcript is spliced from 10 exons. The record is from RefSeq and is a predicted model, not a curated record. Gene Ontology annotation, cellular component: cell surface.